Messenger RNA from Staurois parvus, 605 nucleotides. The record is from the annotation of a GenBank genome assembly. NCBI's taxonomy places the organism in Eukaryota, Metazoa, Chordata, Amphibia, Anura, Ranidae.
CUUCACUGAUGUGCGCUAAUGAGGCUGUAGUGAUGGGCACUGAUAGACUGCACUGAUAGACACUGGUAGGUGGCACUGAUGGGCAUUGACAGGCAUCACUGAUGGGCACUGAAAAGCAGCACUCAUGACACUGACAGGCGGCACUGACAGGCGGCACUGACAGGCGACUGACUGACACUGAUGGGUGACACUGAAAGACAGCUCAGAUGGGCACUGUUAUGUGGCAUUGAUGUGCACUGGUAGGCACUAAUGUGGCACUGAUGGGCACUGGCAUGUGGCACUUCUGGGGCCACACUGAUGAUCAGUGUACAUUGGUGCGCUGUGUCUCAUCAAUGCCACCUGCCAGUGCCCAUCAGUGCCUACCAGUGCACAUCAAUGCCACAUAUCAGUGCCCAUCUGAGCUGCCUUUCAGUGCCACCUAUCAGUGCGUGUCAUUGCUGCCUAUCAGUGCCACCUAUCUGUGCGAGUCAGUGUUGCCUAUCAGUGCCAUAUAUGAGGUCUGCCUUUCAGCGCCCAUCAGUGCCACCUACCAGUGCCUCAUCAGUGCCCAUCAGUACCGCCUAUCAGUGCCCAUCACUGCAGCCUCAUUAGCGCACAUCAGUGAA